Athene cunicularia (burrowing owl) is the source of this 1729-nucleotide messenger RNA. It is a transcript of the gene C1QTNF8, whose product is annotated as C1q and TNF related 8. The record is from RefSeq and is a predicted model, not a curated record. Gene Ontology annotation, molecular function: protein binding. The coding region runs from base 318 to 1091 and encodes 257 amino acids. The transcript has 3 exons. NCBI's taxonomy places the organism in Eukaryota, Metazoa, Chordata, Aves, Strigiformes, Strigidae.
GGCACCGUGCAACCCGACAGACUGGCUGCAAGUCCCGAGGAAACUAUAGCAGGACAAAAGCACCGGAACUCAGCACGAGUUGAUGCAAGCAGAGAAACGAGAAAAAUCCCUGCUUUUGCAAACAAUCUAGCUGCUGGGUUUCAUAAGGAGCCGGACUGACUUUCAGUGUUUCAUUUGGACUCCAGCUAGGAAGCUGCAGCUGCCACUGAGAACUAAAAUACCUGAAUGAACAGCAGCUUUCAUAUUAUGCAUCCUGCUAAGCAACAGCAAGGAAAGUAAGAGACGGGGUCCUGAGUCACAAGCUGGCUCUGCUGAAGAUGAGCGCGGUGUUUCUCCUGCUUUUGGUGUGCUCUGCGGAUGUCGGUGCUGUGCUGGAAAAGGCUCUGCCGAGACGGGAACCGCGGCGCCUCUCGUGCGUGCGAUGCUGUGGGCCUUCGGAGCAGCCCGUCUCCAUCAUCUCCUCACGAUACACAAGGAUGAGCAGUGACCCUGCCUAUUCGGUACCCAAAGUCCAGCCCAAUAUAGACAUCACCAUCCUCAAAGGUGAGAAGGGUGAAAUGGGAGAGAAAGGGUACCCUGGAGCAGUUGGGAAGGAAGGAGAAAGAGGGCUACGUGGCCUUAAUGGACGGAAGGGACAGAAGGGCCAGCCUGGCCCACAAGGCCAUUCCUGCAAGCAGCUCUAUGCUGCUUUCUCAGUGGGUCGGAGAAAAACCCUCCAUAGCUCAGACUACUUCCAGCACGUCACUUUUGACACUGAGUUUGUGAACCUCUACAAGCACUUCAACAUGUUCUCGGGGAAGUUCUUCUGCUACGUGGCAGGAAUCUACUACUUCAGCCUCAACGUCCACACCUGGAACUUCAAGGAGACCUACCUGCACUUGAUGAAGAACGAGAAGGAGGUGGCCAUCCUCUACGCCCAGCCCAGUGAUCGGAGCAUCAUGCAGAGCCAGAGCCUCAUGCUGGACCUGCAGGAAGGAGAGGAGGUCUGGGUGAGGAUGUUCAAGCGGGAGCGAGAAAAUGCCAUCUACAGCGAGGAGUCUGAUGUUUACAUCAUCUUCAAUGGCCAUUUAAUCAAGCCAGCCGUAGAGUAGCCAUUCAUCAGCUUUAGGCUCAAAGCUUUGGUAGAUACGUUAGUGUCUUCCCUUUUAGAAACGCGUAUGUCUAGUUCCACUUGGAAGGAUUACAGGCCUGCUGACAGGGUUGUCUGUCCAUGCCAAGGACACCCGUGUGGGUGGAGGUGACCGUUUCAAGGUGAUGCAAGCUACACAAGUACCAAGAAGGCUUCAGCCCUUAUGUGCCCUGAAGAAUACACAUUCAGAAGGCCCCAGUUCUGCAGCCCUGUAUAGAUCCCCUGUAACAUCCCUAAAGCGUUUGCCAAGUUGGUAGCAAAAAUUUAACUUCUUUACUCUGCUUUAGAGAAGGCAUUUUAUUUAUAUCUAAGGAUCAUCUUCAGAUACCAGUUAUCCAGGUGCUACUUAAAGAAUGUCAUUACUGCCACAACAAUACUUGGAUAUCUUUGCAGUGUUCAAUAAGAGUCCACACUUGCUGGCACAUACACCAGGUCUGCUCCACUCAGGGAGGCAAGAAUACACCAGUGUUAAGAACUAUAGUUAGCACAGUAUGUUUACACUAAAUUGUAUUUUUAUUCCACUUCAUGUAAUGUGACAUUCUGAGACCAUAAGCAGAGCAUCAUAGACUGGUUUGGGUUGGAAGGGACCUUAAAGAUCAU